Messenger RNA from Hibiscus syriacus, 1555 nucleotides. RefSeq names its product pentatricopeptide repeat-containing protein At1g05750, chloroplastic-like. The record is from RefSeq and is a predicted model, not a curated record. Gene Ontology annotation, molecular function: RNA binding; protein binding. Gene Ontology annotation, biological process: RNA modification. Lineage: Eukaryota; Viridiplantae; Streptophyta; Magnoliopsida; Malvales; Malvaceae. The transcript has a single exon. The coding region runs from base 1 to 1515 and encodes 504 amino acids.
AUGAGCCUUCUUCCCGCCCUAACGCCAACUUCCCUUACCUCUCAUCAAAAUCCCAAAAACCAACCUUUAUCUUCUGUCCCAAAUCACCAAAUCUCCCUUCAGCAUCCCUUACAAUCUGUAGUCUCAUGGACCUCUUCAAUUUCUCGUCAUUGCCGCGCUGGCCGACUCUCUGUGGCUGUCCAAGAGUUUAAACGCAUGAGACUUGCUGGUGUUGAGCCUAAUCAUAUCACCUUUGUUACCCUUCUUUCGGGUUGUGCUGAAUUUCCAUUAAAAGGUCGGGAUCUAGGUUCUUCGAUUCAUGGGUAUGUUUGCAAAUUGGGGUUAGAUAUAGACGACGUGAUGGUAGGCACCGCGCUCGUGGAAAUGUACGCUAAAGGAGAACGGGUGGAAGUGGCUAAGUUGGUUUUUGAUCUGAUGAAGGUGAAGAAUUCGGUCUCAUGGAAUACGAUGAUUGGUGGUUAUAUAAAGAAUCGGGAGUAUGAGAAGGCAGUUGAGGUGUUCGAUGAAAUGCCUGAACGAGAUGUUAUUUCUUGGACCGCCCUGAUUAAUGGGUUUGCUAAGAGGGGUUUUUAUGAAGAAGCUUUGGAUUGGUUUCGUGAAAUGAUAAUCUUUGGGAUUGAACCUGAUUAUGUGAGCAUCAUAGCUGCUCUCACAGCUUGUGCUAAUUUGGGUACUCUUACCGUUGGCUUAUGGGUUCAUCGGCUUUUUCUGAAGCAAAGCUUUAGAAACAAUGUUAGAGUAAAUAAUUCAUUGAUUGAUAUGUAUUCUCGAUGCGGAUGUAUAGAGUUUGCUCGUGAAGUUUUCGACAAGAUGAAGGAGCGAACACUGGUAUCGUGGAAUUCGAUCAUCGUGGGGUUUGCUGUUAAUGGGUUUGCAGAUGAAGCUUUGAAAUUUUUCGAUGCAAUGCAGAUAGAAGGGUUUAAACCAGAUGGGGUCAGCUUUACUGGAGCACUUACAGCUUGUAGCCAUGCAGGUUUAGUAGAUGAAGGGCUCCAUUAUUUUGAUAUUAUGAAAAGAGUUUAUAGGAUAUCUCCUAGGAUCGAACAUUUUGGUUGCAUAGUUGAUCUUUAUAGCCGUGCUGGGAAAUUGAAAGAAGCAUGGAACGUAGUACAAAAUAUGCCUAUGAAGCCAAACGAAGUUGUAUUGGGGUCACUGUUAGCUGCAUGUAGGAAUCAUGGGGACAUUAACUUAGCCGAAAGGAUAGUGAAGAACCUUGUGGCAUUGGACCCUGGUAGUGAUUCCAAUUAUGUACUGCUCUCAAACAUAUAUGCAGCAGUUGGAAGAUGGGAGGGAGCAAGCAAGGUUAGGAGAAGAAUGAAAGCACUUGGGAUACUAAAGAAACCAGGGUUUAGUUCAAUUGAGAUCGAUGGUUGUGUUCAUGAAUUCGUCGCCAGUGACAAGUCACAUAUGGAAAAAGAUUGUAUUUAUGCAACGCUAGAGUUGCUCGCCUUUGAUCUAGUGUCAUCCGGGUAUGCUCCUGGAAUUGUUGCAGGACAAUUGUAUGAAAGUGAUUAAACCCAUCAAUGAGUAACAAGAAACAAGCGCAUUGAUUCUU